GAAUUGAAUUGAGAGAGAGACAGAGAGAGAGAGAGAAAAUCACAACACAGGCAGAUAGACAGCAACAGACACGAAGCGGGGAUUUUAGAUAGGACCAAAUAGAAUGAAGAGGGAGUUGGCGAUUGAGAAAGUGAGAGAGAUAGGGUCAAUAGACUGGGCGAUACGGGGACAUAUUGAUUUGAGGAAUAUUGUGUCAAAAUCCGUUAGAAUAACUCUCUGUGUUCCCUGAGUGACGGGAAGGGAGAAAACACGCACACACACCGUCCGGAGUCCGAAAAUGGAGGGCAUGGCAUAUGGAGCUGGGAUGGCUGGAGGUGCUUUCAACCCUAUAACGUUCUUCCAGCAGCCACACACCAUCCUCCGGAUCCUCUCUUGGUUUUUCUCCAUUGUGAUCUUUGGUUCUAUAGCCAACGAGGGUUACGUAAACCGACCUGACGAGGCCCAGGAGUUCUGUAUCUUCAACAGGAACCAGAAUGCGUGUAACUAUGGACUGUUCAUGGGAACCGUGGCCUUUCUCUGCUGUCUGGCCUUCCUGGCCCUGGAUGUCUACUUCCCACAGAUCAGCUCAGUCAAGGACCGCAAGAAGGCUGUACUGGCAGACGUAGGGGUUUCAGCGUUCUGGUCCUUCAUGUGGUUCGUGGGGUUCUGCUUCCUGACCAACCAAUGGCAGGUGGCGAAGCAGGAGGACAACCCCCUGAGGGAGGGAGGGGAUGCCGCUCGCGCUGCUAUCACCUUCGCCUUCUUCUCCAUAUUCACCUGGGGUGGGCUGACUCUCUUCUCCGUGGAGAGGCUAAAGAGUGUGUCCUUCGACGAGGAAUACCAGAAGCUGUUCACCCCUCAGCCCACCAUCCAACUAAUAUAAUCUGUGUUCUUCUAAUAACCUUCUAGCUCCCUUUGCUUUUAAAACUUCAGUCUGCAAUUACAACUUUUCACCCCCAGCCCCCUAUCCCACUAAUAUAAGGUGUUGUUCUAGUAGGAAACCUCUAUCUCCAAUCCCUCUGCUGCUAACCUCUUAUUGCUUCUAGUCAGACACUGCUGUGACUGAAAUAUCUGUAUCACGCACACAGACACACACACACGCAGACACACAGAUACACACACAGCGUAGGCAGGCACCUACGGUAGGCUACCUCCACCAUUUUGUGAAAGGCUGGCAAAGUAGUUUGUCUUUAUAACUCAAAAGCUUUUAAAAUGCUUUAGCUAUUCAAUAAAUAUGCACAUUUAGUGAAAAUACAUUUUUAUCACAUUUACUGCAUAUCUUCUUGUGCUCUUGUCUUUUUUAUCUGAAGAGUGUGAAUGUUUGUUUUCACCAAACCAAAAAACAGCUUAACAACUGCUUUGAUAACUAAUUGACCCUGAGUGACUUAAGGCCUGUGUCUAAAAGGGCACCCUAUUCCCUAUAUAGUGCCCUACUUUUGAACAGAGCUAUAAAGGGAAAGGGGUGCCAUUUGGGAUGCAAUCAAGCAAUUUAAUAAAGAUUUAACCUAGCUUUCCAGACAACUAACAACUAAUUCUUUCUUUCUUUCUUUCUUUCUUUCUUUCUUUCUUUCUUUCUUUCUUUCUUUCUUUCUUUCUUUCUUUCUUUCUUUCUUUCUUUCUUUCUUUCUUUCUUUUUCUUUCUCCCUUUCAAACCUAAUCCACAAAUGCUGCAUUUGUUUAUCAUCUCUUACACCUCUACCUAACCACACCCCAUCCACCCCAAACCUCCACCUCCACCCCCUACGAUACCCAUCCACCAUUCAACUACCCCCUCAAAACUUCCCUUCCCAACCUACCCACUCCUCUCCACCUUACCCCUUAACCUCCUCCACCUUCUUCACCCUACCUCCCUCCCAUUUCCCUUCACCUCACCCCCAACCUACACCCCUCUACCUCCCCACCUCCUUCCCUCUUCACUUCACCUCACCCCCCAACCCCAACUAUGCCCUCCCACACCACUCUCUUCACCCACCUCCUCCCUCCCUCCCCAAGGCGGCCCAGUCCUUCUUCGGCUAUCAGAGGUACAAGCUGGGGGCAGACGCUGCUCUAUUCUCCCAGGACUACAUAGACCCCAGCCUGGAUGCUGGGGCGGCCGGGGACCCCUACACCUCCUUCACGGCCGGGGGGAACAACCUGGGACAAGGAGACCCUGUGGGGGGGUCCUCCUAUCAGGGGAUGAAUGGUGAGGGGGCUGUAGGGUACCAGGAGUACUGAGGGAGGAAAGUAGGGAUGAAAGGAGGAUGGGGGAGUAAAGGGGGGUGGGGCGUGUGAGUAUUGAAGGGUAGGGAGUGGGAAGGAGUGAUAGAUGGAGGCGUGGAGGGGGGAACCAGUGCUUGGGGAGGACCAGAGGGAUGGAGGGAGGACAGGAGGAGGGGAGAGGGGUUGGAGGGGUGGAGGAGGAGGAGUCAGGAUAAGUGUGUGGGGGUGGGGCAUUCAGUCAUAUAACUGACUUAUAACUGACUUGCAUUCAUUAGUUGGCCCAAAGCAUAGUUCUUAAGUCUGGCGAGAAGGCAAAGCUAUUGUGGUGUAGAGUUCAUCACAGCUACUACCAAAACAGAUCUCUUCAUCACAGAUAUAUUUUUUAUAGUUAUAAAAUGAGAAAUCCCAAGUUUCAAUGUACAUAUUAAUGCUUAUUAGAUGUUCAUGUUUUUCAUGUAUCAUUGGCCAAAACAUGCCUCUAAGUAUAUUGAAACUAAUCUCUGACUGUAGUUUGACCACAGAUAAUCUCCUAAUGCAAAAUGACACUCAUCAAUGUCAUGCCUCUGUCUGAUGUAGCCUAUCUAUCGACCGACCCACCCAUCCAUAUCUAUAUAAUAUGUAAUUGAAUCUACCGGUAUUGGGGUGUUCAAAAAUAAUAGAACUAUAUUUAAGGGCAUUACUAUGUGCUUUCUGUAAAAAGUCUAAUUUAGCCUACUCAGUCAGUAUGCUGUGUUAUUGUGCUCAGAUACAAGGAGAGGAACUAUUUGUAUCUCUCCCUUGACUUAUUUCCUUUCAGGGUCCAGAGAAUUCUUUUUUAUUUUGGAAUAAAAAUAAUUUCUGUGAAAAUACGCCAAUUUUGUUCUUUACUAAACUAUGGAAAUAAUUUUAAAAAUGUUUGUUUUUUAAUUUAACCUUUAUUUAGCUUGGUCAGUUAAGAACAAAUUCUUAUUUACAACGACGGCCUACCCCGGCCAAACCUGGACCACGCUGGGCCAAUUGUGCCCGCCCUAUGAGACUCCCAAUCACGGCCGGAUGUGAUGUAGCUAGGAAUGUGUGUACUUUCUCUGUGUUGCAAUAAACUGCAACAAAAAAGAAUAUGGUGUUAAAAAAUAUUUUCUUGAUGUGAUGAUUUUUAACCAAUAAAAGUCAAUAAAAUACAACACUGACAAACGUUA
Messenger RNA from Salmo salar (Atlantic salmon), 3353 nucleotides. RefSeq names its product synaptogyrin-1. The record is from RefSeq and is a predicted model, not a curated record. NCBI's taxonomy places the organism in Eukaryota, Metazoa, Chordata, Actinopteri, Salmoniformes, Salmonidae. Gene Ontology annotation, cellular component: synaptic vesicle membrane; neuromuscular junction.